This is a messenger RNA of Cylicostephanus goldi, 582 nucleotides long. Lineage: Eukaryota; Metazoa; Nematoda; Chromadorea; Rhabditida; Strongylidae. The record is from the annotation of a GenBank genome assembly.
AUGCGAGUGCCGUUAGAUACCGAAAAGAUGCACGGGCCAACAUUCAAUCUUUUGUCAGAUGCGAAUUUAGAAGAAAGGGAGUCGCUGAUAUGGAAGGUUGCAACAUGUUCUCCAUCACAGCUCAGUGCAUUAGUUAUAGGUACCUCUGUUUAUGAAGUUUUUAUGGAUCUUCCUGAUUGUGAAAUUCUUCAUACUUCCAUGGCGUAUGUAAAACGAAAGCAGCUUAGAAUUUCUUCUGCAGCUGCAUUACGAUGGAUGUGCAAAGAAAUGAAGAAGUUCAAAGUCUUACUGAUGUUUCCUUUCAGACAAGAGGAAGAAAAAUGUUUGCUUAUAAAUAGAGAAGUCAUGCGCAAGCUUUACGAGUUUACGAAUGCAAGAGCACUGUAUGACAGCGUACCAAGAUUUCGUUCCGAGAAGCAGCUCCCUGCUGUGGUAAAUGCCCUUGGGCCGAUGGAGCAAUUGACCGCGAACUAUCCGCACUUAGCGCAAAUGAAGGAGGAAAUGGUUUGCAAUAUUAUGGACUUCAUACUAAAUUACUGCUUGGACUGGAUUUGUGAAGUGUCUUCGCUGAAAUGUGAUAGC